Messenger RNA from Geosmithia morbida, 216 nucleotides. RefSeq names its product Protein of unknown function (DUF2823). The transcript is spliced from 2 exons. The coding region runs from base 1 to 216 and encodes 71 amino acids. Lineage: Eukaryota; Fungi; Ascomycota; Sordariomycetes; Hypocreales; Bionectriaceae. The record is from RefSeq and is a predicted model, not a curated record.
AUGGAGACCGCUAAGCAGGCCGUCAACUACGUCUCUGAGACUAUCCAGGGCACCUCUGCCCAGGCCAGCAAAGAGGCCAACAAGAAUGUCGCCAAGGACGACAACGCCAACCUCUCCACUCGUGCCUCCGCUGCCAAGGACGCCGUCGGCGACAAGCUCGACCAGACCGGCCACGAGGGCAAGGCUGAGUCCCACAAGCAGUUUGCCAAGAACUAA